UUCUUUUCCCAAUACACUUUUUCCCUUUCACAUUUCCAUCAUAAUAUUCCUUCACAUUUUUCACCCUUUUCACCCUCUCUAUAUCUACCCCUCCAAUUAAAAACUUCUUCCAAAAUUCCACAUGGAUUUCGAUGCUCAACAUUUCCCCCUUGUUUGGUUUCACCCACAACAACUUCCAGAUCUAGACGUUGCUUCCGAGAUCCACAAUCAGAAUGCGGAGAUCGAUCAUUUCCUCCACCUCCAGAGCAGCAGGCUGCGAAUAGCAAUCAUGGAAGAGGAGGCGCGGCAGAGAGAGAUAGCAAUGCAGCGAUACGAAGCCAGAGCCAACGCUCUCCUCCUCCACAAAGACCAGCAGAUCGCCGCCGCAAGAGGCAGAACGAUCGAGCUCCAGCGCUUCCUAAAAUCGGCGGAGAUGGAAGCCGCAGCGUGGGAGAGAGCGGCAAGAGAGAGGGAAUCCGCUGCGGCGGAGCUCACCAAACAGCUCAUGGAAGCGACGUCGUUUUGCUUCUCGUCAUCAUCAUCCACGUCAGCAAAGGUAGUGGGCAUCAAAAAUUGCAAAGUGUGCCACGGUGGAGAGGCGAGCGUCGUUUUGUUUCCCUGCAGACACAUUUGCUGCUGCAGAUCUUGUGAGCCGCUUUUGGACCACUGCCCACUCUGCCAAACACUCAAGGAGGCUACUUUGCAAGUUUUUAUUUAAUUAUCUUUUGGAUUUUGACCAGCAGUUAAUUUUUUUGUAAUAUGUGAUGAUGAUGAAAGUGAAAGCCUAAGAAUCUUGCUUU
This is a messenger RNA of Salvia hispanica, 779 nucleotides long. The record is from RefSeq and is a predicted model, not a curated record. Lineage: Eukaryota; Viridiplantae; Streptophyta; Magnoliopsida; Lamiales; Lamiaceae.